Nematostella vectensis (starlet sea anemone) is the source of this 1909-nucleotide messenger RNA. RefSeq names its product DNA repair protein RAD51 homolog 2. Bases 500 to 1618 code for a protein of 372 amino acids. Gene Ontology annotation, cellular component: Rad51B-Rad51C-Rad51D-XRCC2 complex. Gene Ontology annotation, molecular function: ATP-dependent DNA damage sensor activity; DNA binding; ATP hydrolysis activity. Lineage: Eukaryota; Metazoa; Cnidaria; Anthozoa; Actiniaria; Edwardsiidae. The record is from RefSeq and is a predicted model, not a curated record. Gene Ontology annotation, biological process: double-strand break repair via homologous recombination. The transcript has 10 exons.
GCAGAAAAACAACAUCCUUUUAGGGCAUGUCCUCAGCUGAUCGUCAUGAAUUAGACUUUGAUGCAUUACAUCAUUUCCUACACUGCCCAAAUUAAUCAAGCUGAGUUGGGGAUUACAGAAGGUUUACACACGAUAGGAGCCCUGUGUACGCUAACACGUCUGGCUCACUACGUGAUCAAAAGAGUUUAUCCAACUGGUUUAGCAAAAUAAUGGGAUCAAUGAUGAUAGCAGCGAAAUACGACACAGGGUAAUGCGUUUUGCAGUCUGUAGCGUGUAUAAGGGGAACCACAAAACGGAAAGUUGCAUGACACGAAAUAAGUUUUUUUUUUCACGAUGUCGAGUCACGCGAACAACUUCCUGUUUACCUUAAGGCCGGGAUUUGUUGUCCAGGAAUAUAUUUGAGUUGCUCAAGUGGACUGGAACAAGCUACCAACAGGUGGUAGAUAUACAGAAGGCUGUCAGCCGGAUUGUUGCCCCAAGAGUGCAUACCGCUCUGGAAAUGAGGUCAAGAUCACUCUCCAUCCCUGCCUUCUUUGCCACCUCCUUGCCAGCACUUGACAGACAGCUCCAUGGAGGGCUUCCCUGUGGUACCAUCACAGAGAUCACAGGGCCUGCUGGCUGUGGUAAAACACAGUUCUGUAUAAUGCUUAGUAUUCUGGCCACCCUACCACAAGAUCAAGGGGGACUUGGAGCUAAUGUCAUUUAUAUUGAUACUGAGGCAGCCUUCAGUGCUACAAGAAUGGUAGAGAUGGCAGAAAAUCGUUUUCCUGGGCUAUUUGAAAACCAGAACUCCGUGCUCUCCCUAACAGAGAAAAUUCACGUCUUUUGGGAACCCACAUGCAAAGCACUUUGGGAACGAUUGCAAAGUCUCGAGGAAGAGGUAAUCUCAAGGAAAGUGAAGUUGAUAGUCCUGGAUUCAGUAGCAUCACUGAUUAGGAAAGAGUUCGAUAGUCAAUCGUCCCGGAAUAUCAAGGAGCGUACCAAUCUUCUCUCCAAAGAGGCCGCAAUACUCAAGUACAUUGCCGAAACUUUUAAUAUCCCCGUUGUGGUCACUAACCAGAUCACCUCGCGAUUCGCCCCAAGUAAGCACGUAACCGAGGCCGACAUCCCGGAUGUCGAUGGCGUGGAGGUUGAGGCUGACGAGGAGGGAUCUGAUCACGUGAUCGCCGCUUUGGGUAACACAUGGUCGCACGCGGUCAACACGCGGUUGAUUUUACAGUUCCUUGAUGAGACCUAUAGACAGGUCAUGAUUGCCAAAUCUCCCAUCGCCCCAUUUGACGUAUUCACGUACAGCAUCCAGAUCGAAGGGCUUCGUCUUCAUCACACGGAACCACAUACUGCUAAAGUGGUGAUUGACAGCCUAGUCCCAGGCGAUCUUUCCCGGGCUUCUAAUUGGGAUUCCUGGAUGGUGAGAAAUGUGACGUCACAUGAAACCAGCUCUCCAGCGCCUCACGCCUCGAGGAGAGCCACAGAAAUCCCAAACAGAUCCCCAGGGACUGGUGGGGCCCAGGAAUCCCGAACAGAUCCCCAGGGACUGGGGGACCACAGGGAUCCCGAACAGAUCCCCAGGGACUGGGGGACACAGGAAUCCCGGACAGAUCCCCAGGAACUGGGCUGAACACAGGAAUCCCGAACAGAUCCCCAGGGACUGGGGGACCACAGGAAUCCCAAAGAGAUCUCCAGGGACUGGGCUGAUGAAUGGGGGAUCAGGGGAGAACCGUUCGAUCUCAGGUGUGUCUGGUGAUCGAACGUAAGUCAUGUGUACGUGAUCCAAUGUGAGUGUGCACGUGAUCGAACGUGAGUGUGCUGACGUCGUCUCGCCAACAACGUCACCCAGCAAAGAUGGGAGUAAAUGUAACGUGAUUUUUGUGACCUACAAUCCCUAACUGGUUCAUAAUUAACUUAAAAA